Molecule: messenger RNA, 1646 nt
Organism: Tachysurus fulvidraco (yellow catfish)
Lineage: Eukaryota; Metazoa; Chordata; Actinopteri; Siluriformes; Bagridae
Gene: dctpp1
Product: dCTP pyrophosphatase 1
Exons: 1
Coding region: 128-610 (160 amino acids)
Biological process (GO): nucleoside triphosphate catabolic process
Molecular function (GO): nucleoside triphosphate diphosphatase activity
Source: RefSeq, a predicted model, not a curated record
UGUCGUCAUUUCCGUUUGGUGUAUCCGUGGCGGGAGAUUCACACGUGUGCCUGUUUACGUUUUUAGAUUUCACACGUUUUAGUUUGUUUUAGUGAUAUUAUUAAUAAUAAUAAUAAUAAUAAGGACGAUGGAAAGUAAACAGAACGGUUCUGUUCUUGGGAGUGAGACUGAAAACAAGACAAACAGCUUGGCACAUGUGAAGCAGAAUCACGUGCAUGAGAAAGCAGAGGAGAGCUUCAGCUUCACCCCACAGCCCAGUCUGGAGGACAUACGCAGGAUGCAGGCCGAGUUCACAGACGAAAGAGACUGGAAUAAGUUCCACCAGCCUCGUAACCUGCUGCUCGCCCUGGUUGGGGAGGUAGGAGAGGUGUCUGAGCUGUUCCAGUGGCGUGGAGAGGUGAAGGAAGGGCUACCUGGGUGGACUGAGGCUGAGAGAGAGAACCUGGCUCAGGAGCUCAGCGACGUGCUCAUUUACUUAGUGGAGCUGGCUGAGAAGUGUCGUGUGGACCUGCCACAAGCCGUACUGCGUAAGAUGGCCCUCAACAGGCUCAAAUACCCGGCCAGCAAAGUACACGGGUCUGCCAAGAAGUACACCGAGUAUCAGGACUAAAUCCAUAGUACGCAGGAUCCCAGUCCUGGUCAUAAAGACAUCACUUCAGAAAGAUGACCAGGAUGUGUUUGUUUAAGGGUUAAAAGUACAUCAGCCUGAGCAAUUGUUUGAGUGGCUCUCUCUCUAAUUUUAUUAUUCAGCACACAGGACCAGUACUGAGCCGUCCUAACGUCCAUCUCUAAACCCAGGACCAGUUCUGAGCCGUCCUAACGUCCAUCUCUAAACCCAGGACCAGUACUGAGCCGUCCUAACGUCCAUCUCUAAACCCAGGACCAGUUCUGAGCCGUCCUAACGUCCAUCUCUAAACCCAGGACCAGUACUGAGCCGUCCUAACGUCCAUCUCUAAACCCAGGACCAGUACUGAGCCGUCCUAACGUCCAUCUCUAAACCCAGGACCAGUACUGAGCCGUCCUAACGUCCAUCUCUAAACCCAGGACCAGUACUGAGCCGUCCUAACGUCCAUCUCUAAACCCAAGACCAGUACUGAGCCGUCCUAACGUCCAUCUCUAAACCCAGGACCAGUACUGAGCCGUCCUAACGUCCAUCUCUAAACCCAGGACCAGUACUGAGCCGUCCUAACGUCCAUCUCUAAACCCAGAAAAAGUACUGAAACUUUUUAACGUCCAUCUCUAAACCCAGGACCAGUACUGAACCACUGCAGCCAGCAUCGUCGAUGAUGGGAUUGAUGACAUCACUCUAGACACCAUUAGAUCGGAUUUAAAAUGAUUAGUUAGAUUGGAUUAAUUGCUCAAAUAGUUCAUGUUUUAAUCCGUUUCAAGAUAAGUGUCUGUGAUUUUGGUUAAUACUAGUAUUAGUUAAGACUCUUGGUUAAUCAGUCAGUUUUCUUUGUCAUGCUGUUAUUCUUAAUCUUUAAUGUUCUUACUUUUAUUUACAUUUUAUCCUGGAAACAGACUGUGGGAUUUUAUUACAAACAAAGAAUGCUGUGUAAAUUGACUCAGACACAAAGGUGUAUGUUCUGUUUAAAGUGCUGCUUACACACACUAGUCUUUUAGAGUAAAUGCAGUGUUUCACUCGA